Molecule: messenger RNA, 3030 nt
Organism: Poecile atricapillus (Black-capped chickadee)
Lineage: Eukaryota; Metazoa; Chordata; Aves; Passeriformes; Paridae
Gene: DPYSL3
Product: dihydropyrimidinase like 3
Exons: 16
Coding region: 825-2429 (534 amino acids)
Biological process (GO): actin crosslink formation
Cellular component (GO): cytosol; cytoplasm
Molecular function (GO): hydrolase activity, acting on carbon-nitrogen (but not peptide) bonds, in cyclic amides
Source: RefSeq, a predicted model, not a curated record
GCUGGCCGGGCCCGGGCGCCCCCUGGCGGCGGCGGCGCGGUGCGCGGGGCGGGGCCGCUGUCCCGGUGCGGCGGGCUCGGGCUCGGGCUCGCCUUUGUGAGGAGCGGCGCGGAGACACAACGAGCGGCGGCGGCGGGUCGGGCCGGACAGGGCGGCGUCAUGUCGUACCAGGGCAAGAAAAACAUCCCGCGCAUCACGGGCUUUUAGCUGCUCCUCUGGGAUUCAAUGGCAGCUCUCUCCUCUAAGGUAGCUCUCUCCUCUGACUUCUACAGCUUGAGGAUGACCCUCCAUGACUCACUGGCCCUGUUCUGCAGCAUCAUAUUCCGGCUGAAGUGGCAGAAAUGGCCAUGGAAUUCUGCCUAAAUGACCAGGGAACUCAGGGGAGGCAAUGAAGUGAAGUUGAUUGGUGGAUAGUCUCCUCUGUUUUAAUGGAGUGGCAGAAAUAAAAACUCAGCUCCAGUGUCUCCCCUAGAACAAAGCUGGUUCUGUUCUUUUCCACUGAUUGUGCCCCUCAGGCACUGUUAGCAUUGUUUAUUCCUUUCUAGAUUUCUGCCCUAGAAUCUUCUUGCAUGUCAGUACAUAUAGCAGCUGAUGGGGAUGGCAGAUUGUCACCUAAGCUGUAUUUAUUAGUAGAGGGAGUUUUGAGAGUGUGUUGUCCCAUUACAUUUAAAGCAUCUAAAGCAUUGUAUUCAUAGCAGUGGAGGUCUGGAGCAUGAGAGUAUACAGAGAAUAACAGAAGCCACUUCCCCUGGCAGAGUGAUCGUCUCCUUAUUAAAGGAGGGCGGAUAGUCAAUGAUGACCAGUCAUUCUAUGCUGACAUUUACAUGGAGGAUGGCCUCAUAAAGCAGAUCGGAGACAACCUGAUUGUUCCUGGAGGGGUCAAAACCAUAGAAGCCAAUGGGAAGAUGGUGAUCCCCGGAGGAAUUGACGUCCACACUCGCCUGCAGAUGCCAUACAAGGGAAUGACCGCUGUGGAUGAUUUCUUCCAAGGAACAAAAGCAGCUCUGGCUGGUGGAACCACCAUGAUUAUGGAGCACGUGGUGCCAGAGCCGGAGUCCAGCCUGGCCGAGGCGCUGGAGCGGUGGCGGGAGUGGGCCGAUGGCAAGGCCUGCUGCGACUAUGCACUGCAUGUGGACAUCCCACGCUGGAGUGACCACGUCAGGCAGGAGCUGCACACCAUGGUCCAGGAGAAAGGCAUUAACUCCUUCAUGGUGUACAUGGCCUACAAGGAUUUGUACCAGAUGUCCAACACUGAGCUCUAUGAGAUAUUCAGCUGCCUGGCAGAGUUGGGUGCCAUAGCUCAAGUUCAUGCAGAAAAUGGGGAUAUAAUUGCACAGGAACAAGCCAGGAUGUUGGAGAUGGGAAUAACAGGCCCUGAAGGCCACGUGCUGAGCAGACCUGAGGAGCUGGAAGCAGAAGCUGUCUUCCGGGCCAUCACUAUUGCCAGCCAGACCAACUGUCCUCUCUACGUGACUAAAGUGAUGAGCAAAAGUGCUGCUGACCUCAUCUCACAAGCCAGAAAAAAAGGCAUUGUGGUGUUUGGUGAGCCCAUCACAGCUAGUCUGGGGACUGAUGGAACACACUACUGGAGCAAGAACUGGGCGAAGGCUGCGGCAUUUGUGAUCUCUCCACCACUGAGCCCAGACCCAACCACUCCUGACUACAUUAACUCCCUCCUGGCCAGCGGUGAUCUGCAGGUGUCGGGAAGUGCUCACUGUACCUUCAGCACCGCACAGAAAGCCAUUGGAAAAGACAACUUCACGGCAAUCCCAGAAGGAACCAAUGGCAUAGAGGAACGAAUGUCUGUCAUCUGGGACAAGGCAGUGGCCACUGGGAAGAUGGAUGAAAAUCAGUUUGUGGCUGUGACGAGCACUAACGCUGCCAAAAUCUUCAACCUGUAUCCACGAAAAGGGAGAAUAGCGGUGGGCUCGGACAGUGAUCUGGUUAUAUGGGAUCCUGAUGCAGUAAAGAUCAUCACAGCAAAAACCCAUCAAUCUGUGGCUGAAUACAACAUCUUUGAGGGGAUGGAGCUCCGUGGGGCCCCUCUGGUUGUCAUAUGCCAGGGGAAGAUCAUGCUGGAGGAUGGCAACCUGCAUGUGACCCAGGGGACUGGACGAUUUCUGCCCAGCAGCCCUUUCCCUGACUACGUCUACAAGCGCAUCAAAGCCAGGAGGAAGAUGGCAGAGAUGCACGCUGUGCCCCGGGGCUUGUAUGAUGGACCUGUGUUUGACCUGACCACCACCCCCAAGGGGGGAACCCCUGCGGGGUCAACCAGGGGGUCCCCCACACGUCAGACACCGCCCGUCAGGAAUCUCCAUCAGUCUGGAUUCAGCCUGUCAGGUACCCAGGUUGAUGAAGGCACACGCUCAGCAAGCAAGCGCAUUGUUGCACCGCCGGGAGGCCGCUCCAACAUCACCUCUCUGAGCUAAAUGUCCCAGCUGAGGAGGAAACAAAAUCCCUGUUUAAGCAAAGGAAGAAAAAUGGUACAUUGGUGUUUAGGAAUGAAAAGAAAUAAACCUGUUCUGAAGAAUCAAUAAGCCUCAAGCCUUAUGUUUCACAAAUGCUACUUGCUACCUAGCUUUAAAGAUGUUGCUUCAUUUUGUUUUUGCAUAGCCUUAAAAGUUCUGUUGUUGUUACUGUUGUGGGUUUGGUUGGGUUGUGUUUUGCUCUUCCUCUCUGUAUGCAUGCUGCUCAGACAGGUUGCUCGGUUCAGUGUUGUUGGUGUUGAACGUGUGUGGGAUGCCGUGGUGUGGGACAGUGGCAAUGGCCCACAGGGACCCGGCCAGGCAGGUGAGGGGCAGGGUCUGGCCGGAGGCAGGAUGUUGGAUGGGGAGGGCAGGUGCACUGAGCUCAUAGGGACAGGUGUGUCUGUCACAUUCAUCUCCUUCAUCUCCACCCAAUGCUCUGGCAUUUCAUCACAAGGCCUGUGGGGGAGCUCGAAUCAUCUCUGUAACAGCUGUCACAGCACCUUCUGUAAGGAGUUUUACUACUUUGUACACUUUAUUAAAAAAAAUUUGUUCCUUCAAACAA